GUCGUCUCCGAUUCGAAAACCAAUCUCUCUUUCUCACUCCCACUUGUCCUUCAAUGGCGCCUAUCGAUCCACACUCGUUCACAGAGUCAUCACACCCACUGGCCACUCACAUCUCCCUCUCUCUCUUCUUCGACUUCUCAUCUUCCACCAUCCAUUCCUCCGCUCUCCUCUCUCUCCCCACCCCCCACUCCGGCCCUAUCUCUCUCGACACCCGCUCUCUCUCCAUCACCUCCGUCUUCGACCCCCUCACCAAAACCCCUCUCCCCUUCUCUCUCUCCUCUCCUUCCGACCCCAUCAAAGGCCAAUCCCUCACAAUUUCUCUCUCUAACCACUCCAAAUUCUCCAUCAUCUUCACCACCUCCCCCUCCAGCUCCGCCCUCCAAUGGCUCUCUCCGCCGCAGACCUCCACCAAGUCCUUCCCCUUUGUUUACUCUCAUUGCCAACCCAUUCACGCUCGAUCUGUGUUCCCAUGCCAGGACACCCCUGCCGCCAGGAUCUGUUAUUCUGCUCUGCUCAACAUUCCGAUCCACCUCUCGGCCGUCAUGGCAGCCAAGCAUGUCGGGCGCCGGAGGCCGGUGCCUGGAGAGCCUGCAAUAGCGAUUGACGAUUCGUUGUGGUGUUCGGAAGGGAGAGUGGUGGAGGAGUUUGUGAUGGAGCAACCGGUGCCGCCAUACUUAUUUGCCUUUGCAGUUGGGGAAAUUGGGCAUAGAGAGGUGGGGCCGAGGACUAGGGUUUACGCGGAGGCGGUGCCAGAGUUAUUGGACGGUGCAGCGAAGGAGUUUGCGGGGACGGAGGAGAUGAUUAAGGUUGGAGAGAAGUUGUUUGGGAAGUAUGAAUGGGAGAGGUUUGAUUUGUUGGUGUUGCCGCCGAGCUUUCCAUAUGGUGGGAUGGAGAAUCCGAGGGUGGCGUUCUUGACUCCGGCAGUGGUUAAGGGGGAUGGAAGUGGCGGACAAGUGGUGGCACACGAGCUUGCUCACGGAUGGACUGGGAAUUUGAUCACUAACAAGACCAAUGAACAUGUUUGGUUGAAUGAGGGUUUUACAACAUAUGCAGAACGGAGAAUUGUCGAGGCCAUUCAAGGAGUAGACAAGGCUGCACUGAAUAUUGGAAUUGGUUGGAGAAGUUUAGUUGAGGAAAUGGAGAGAUUCAAGGACAAUAUGGAGUUCACAAAGCUCAAAACAAAUCAGGACGGAGUAGACCCAGACCAUGUUUAUUCACCAAUUCCAUACGAGAAAGGUUUCCAGUUUCUAUGGUGCAUUGAGCGACAGAUUGGAAGGCCUGCAUUUGACAAAUUCCUGAAGAAAUACAUUGCCACAUUCAAGUUCCAAUCCAUUGACACCGACAUGUUUCUGAAUUUCCUAAAAGAGCAUGUCCAUGGAAUAGAGAUCAAGAUUGAUUUGAAAUUAUGGACCGAGGGCACUGGUAUCCCUCCCGAUGCCAAAGAGCCCGUUUCCAACAUCUAUACAAAGAUUGUGUCACUGGCAAAUGAGUUCAAGCUUGGAAGGAUGCCAAGGGAGGAUGAAGUUGCUGAUUGGCAAGAACAGGAGUGGGAGCUCUACUUGGAGAACAUACCCAAAUCUGUUGAGGCUUCCCAGGUCUCAGCAUUGGAUGCACAGUACAAGCUAGCUGAGUCAACAAACUAUGAUGUCAAAGUGGCCUUUCUCAAACUGGCCAUUUUGUGUGGGUGCAGAGACUACUACACUGAAACUGAGAAAACUUUGAAGGCAAAUGGGAGGAUUUUGUACCUUCGUCCCCUCUAUGCUGCACUUGCUCGACACAGCGGAAAUGGAGAAGAGAAGCUCUUUGCUCUAAGGGUGUUCUCAGAGGCUCGCCACGGUUAUCAUCCGAUAGCUCAAAGGGUCGUUGAGUCCAUCCUCUCUAAACAUGUGUAAAAUGAAAAAAAAGUACUCAUAGUCCCAGAAUAUGUGUGCAUGUUAUGCUCCUAAAUAAUAAGGCCAUGUAAAAUAGGAUAGAAAGAGUCUGCCUUAUCUCUUAUUCAACCUAUUGAGGUGUGUUGUGUUGGUUGCUAUUAUUAGUUUAUAAAUAUCAUGUCAAUAUGUUAAGUUAGUAUUUUAAAAUUAAUGAAUAAUUAAGUUGUAAAAUA
Camellia sinensis is the source of this 2104-nucleotide messenger RNA. RefSeq names its product leucine aminopeptidase. NCBI's taxonomy places the organism in Eukaryota, Viridiplantae, Streptophyta, Magnoliopsida, Ericales, Theaceae. Gene Ontology annotation, cellular component: cytosol. Gene Ontology annotation, molecular function: metallopeptidase activity; zinc ion binding. Gene Ontology annotation, biological process: proteolysis. The record is from RefSeq and is a predicted model, not a curated record.